Messenger RNA from Penicillium bovifimosum, 336 nucleotides. RefSeq lists its product as uncharacterized. The transcript is spliced from 2 exons. The coding region runs from base 1 to 336 and encodes 111 amino acids. NCBI's taxonomy places the organism in Eukaryota, Fungi, Ascomycota, Eurotiomycetes, Eurotiales, Aspergillaceae. The record is from RefSeq and is a predicted model, not a curated record.
AUGGCUGCGGCGCGGCACAUAUCCACGCUGCCCAGCCCAGAUUGGGCCGUCGAGACCCGGCACAGUGGGCGGAUACACAAAUCGCCGAGCCAGAAGAGCCCUGGCGCCUGGCGGUCCUUUUGGCUUAGCGGGGCUAAUGAGUCCGAGUGGGAUGCCGAAGAGCGGGCUCGGCGGCGGAUCCCGGACUAUUGUGCCCCACUCGUCUAUUUUUAUUCUGGCGAGCAAUUUUGGCCAGGUGAUAUCGCCGAGCACUUGUAUCACAACACCCCGACGCUGAACUACACUCCUAUCCAGUCCCAAUGGGACCAUCUGAUGCUGCGCGACUUGAAUGACUGA